Messenger RNA from Paraphaeosphaeria sporulosa, 2842 nucleotides. Its product is annotated as glycoside hydrolase. The record is from RefSeq and is a predicted model, not a curated record. Lineage: Eukaryota; Fungi; Ascomycota; Dothideomycetes; Pleosporales; Didymosphaeriaceae. The transcript has a single exon. Gene Ontology annotation, molecular function: hydrolase activity, hydrolyzing O-glycosyl compounds. Bases 115 to 2616 code for a protein of 833 amino acids. Gene Ontology annotation, biological process: carbohydrate metabolic process.
AUUCCGUCGUGGAAGAUUCAAUCGUCGAGUCAUGUCGGGAACGAUGCGGCUAAGCUCUCUGUACCGCGCCUCGAUGUAUCCAGCUGGUAUACAAUCGGAUCCAAGGGCACCUUGAUGGCAACGUUUCUCGAGAAUAAGGUCUACCAUGACGACGACUCACUAUUCUUCUCUGAGAAUCUGGACCAGAUCACACAGGCGAAAUUCCAAGUGCCCUGGUUCUAUCGGGCCGAGUUUGAAGUUCAGUCAAGCUAUGCGAUUGUGGACAACUAUCUCCAGGUCAAAACGCAUGGCAUCUCGUCACGGGCAGACAUCUACCUCAAUGGCGCGUUGGUCGUAGACAAGAAUGUGCAGGCUGGCGCAUACGCUGGCAGGACUUUCGACAUUGGGUCCAAAGCGAUACCAGGAAAGAACGUGUUACUGAUACGGGUCUAUCCUACGGACUAUAACCGCGACUUUGCGCUGGGCUUUGUCGACUGGAAUCCAUAUCCACCUGACAAUGGAACAGGCGUAUGGCGCGAUGUUGAAAUUAAGCAGACUGGAAGUGUAGCAUUUGCCGGGACACCCAGACUGGCUACCACGCUUGAUGGAACGGUGCAGAUGAAAGCAGAUGUGAGAAACUGGGGUAGCGCGAGCACCACGGCAGACGUGCAUUGCAAGAUUUUCGAUCCCAAAGACCGGGAAUUAACAAAUCUGGGUCUUGCCAACGGCGUCACGUUAGCUGCGAUGUCUGUGCAGGAAAUAUCGAUGAAAUUCAAAAUUGAUAACCCGCUUAUUUGGUGGCCGGCGCAGUGGGGUGAACAGCCACUGUACAAUGUUUCCUGCACGUUGUCAACAAGGGGCCAACUUUCAGAUGUUAUGCCUAACGUACGCUUUGGUAUCCGUACUGUUACCUCUACGUUGAACGAGUUCAACGACACUACGUUUUUCGUCAAUGGCAAGCCUUUCCAGGUUCUUGGUGCAGGCUAUACCUCGGACAUUUUCCUCCGUUUCGACGAGAACAAGCUCCGUACACAGUUCCUAUACGUUCUGGAUAUGGGCCUCAAUGCGAUACGUCUUGAGGGCAAGCAGGAACAUCCGUUCUUGUAUGAAUUGGCUGAUGAGACGGGCAUCAUGAUCUUGGCCGGAUGGGAAUGCUGCGAUAAAUGGGAAGGUUGGUCGUACAAUGAUGAGGGGUCUGGUGAAAAAUGGAAAGACGCCGACUAUGCCAUAGCGAAUGCGUCGAUGCGCCAUGAGGCCGCAAUGAUGCAGUCCCACCCAUCCUUGCUGGCGUUUCUGGUCGGUUCCGAUUUCUGGCCCGACGAUCGUGCGGUACGCAUAUAUGUCGAUGCCCUCCGAGCUUUUGACUGGGAUAUUCCCAUCAUCGCCUCAGCCAGCCAGCGAGGAUACCCAGAUCUCCUGGGCAAUGGCGGAAUGAAGAUGGACGGACCGUACGACUGGGUACCUCCAAACUACUGGUACUCAGAUCAGCUGGGUGCCGCUUUUGGCUUCGGUUCAGAACUGGGUGCAGGUGUCGGCACCCCCGAGCUUCGCUCGCUGAAACGCUUCCUCAGUUCCUCCGACCUUGAUGAUCUUUGGAAGCACCCCAGAAAGGGCCUAUAUCAUAUGAGUACCAAUGUUUCUUCCUUCUACACGCGAGAAAUCUACAACGAGGCUCUUUGGGCGCGCUAUGGUGCCCCGACGUCGCUAGAGAAUUACCUGCUGAAGGCGCAACUGAUGGACUACGAAGCAACAAGGGCAGAAUUCGAGGCAUAUGGUGCGAAGUGGACUGCUGAGAGACCUGCUACAGGGCUGAUCUACUGGAUGUUGAACAAUGCGUGGCCCUCGCUGCACUGGAAUUUGUUCGAUUAUUACCUCCAUCCCGCGGGCUCGUACUUCGGCACGAAAGUUGGCGCUCGCCUACAACACGUAGCUUACGAUUACCUUACGCGAUCUUUUUACUUGAUCAAUCGGUCCAAGUCUUCUCUCGGACCUUGUACCGUGGAAGCCGAGCUGCUCGAUGUGAAUGGCACGACGAUUAGCAAGACGGCAACAAGGACCCAACUCUCACCGAACAACAGCACGCGACUCUUUGAGAUGACAGAAAUCAACCAGAUUAGAGACGUUGCGUUACUGAAGCUCGUACUCAAAGGGAACGACAGUGUCCUCUCAAGGAAUGUAUACCACCUGACGCCUAAGCCCGACACGCUGGACUUUGACAACUCGACCUGGUACCACACGCCCGUCACCAAAUUCUCCGACUUCGGUGCUCUCAACACACUUCCUCAGGCCGACCUGUCGGUAAAGACGCUCAUAAAAAUGCGCAAGCCUGCCGGCCACAUCCACGUAAAGGUCACGCUGCAGAACCGAUCGAAGCUGCCAGCCGUCUUCGUCCGGUUGAAUCUGGUAGACUUCUUCGACAGACCAGAAAUAGACGACGACGGGUCUGUAGAUGUCGUGCCCGUUACGUGGAGCGAUAACUAUGUCACGGUGUGGCCGGAGGAGACGUUGGAGUUGGAAGUCAACUUCAGGCUUGGGGGUCAACUUGCGACACGGGCGGUGAGACUAGAGGUUGACGGGUGGAAUGUGGCGAAGCAGACAGUAGGCGUCAGUAUCAAAGGGGGCGGGCUGCAGGAAUAGAUCGAGCCUCGGUCUUGGUGCACAAGGUCGCGGACAAGCAAUGCAUCCUUGAGGUUUGAGGCUGGGCAUGGAAGGUGCACGUGAUGUUGUUCAAGUGGAGAGAGCCUGAAGAAGGGGUCUGUGCAUGCGGAAGCCACAGCCGGCCAUCAACGCGGUUCCGCGUCGUCGCGAAGUCUUGGACGCGAUUGCGCCGCUUGGAUGCUCCGGCGUCUCUCGAAAGCUGGUC